CUCGUGGUGUUCGACUGUUUUGCAUACAUGGAUAAACAAAAAGUUACUAAAAUAACUUUUGGAUGGGCAAGUGGAAGCACCGGGCCCCCUGUUAGUUUCCAAAGCAGAGUUCCUUGCUCAUUUGGCACAAGCAGCGCUCUCCUGGCAUCCCAGAGCCACUCCAAGCCCUAGAUGAGGGCAGGUUAUUGCCUUUUACCACACAUUCCCCUCAGAAGAGACACUUCCAGCUGCUGUGCCCAAACAGUGCUCCCAUCAUCUCCUCGUGCCACACAGCAUCAGCUUCUCUGGCGGUUCUCCUCCGAUCGAGUGGGAACGGCAAAAUACACACGACCAGACUUCGCGUCACCUCACAGGAGCACGUCGCGCUCUUACCGCGCGCAGCCGGGCCCGGUGCCGCGAUGCUGACGGGGAGGGUCGCCGCGCGGGCGGCAUGGCGGGGCUCGAGCGCGCCCGUCUCCGGGACAACCGCCGUUGGCGGGCGGGCGGGCAGCGCCAUGAGCGGGCAGCCCCCGCCGCGGCCGCUCUACUUCCCCCAUUUCCACGACCGCCCCGAGCCGGACGGCGGCGGCCCGAGGAAGAUCUUGGCGGCCGUGUGCGGGCCGUGGCAGCCCCCGCCGCCCCUCAGGGUACCCCGCUGGCCCGCGGGGCUGGCGGCCAUCCGCUACGAGCCGCUGCGCUUCUUCUGCCCCGCGGCGGCCGAGGAGAACGCGGCGCGGUGGCCCGGCGAGCUGCCGCAGCUGGAGGGCGAGAUCUGCGAGCUGGGCAUCCGCCUGAAGGAGCUGGAGCUGCUCGCCCUCGUCGACGACGACUUCGACCCGCAGCAGUAUAUACUUCUGAAGGCACUGAAAGAAGAAAAGAUACAAGGCAUGAAAGCAAGGCAGAAACUGAAGCAACAGCCCCCGAUGUGAUGGAGAUAUUUCGGCUGGAUGUUCUGUACCACAGAGUAUUUUAAUGGAUCUUCUGUAGUAUUUUUCUACUUAUUACACGCUAUUCCCUUAUUAAAUUAAACAAAAUUGUUAUA
Molecule: messenger RNA, 1021 nt
Organism: Numida meleagris (helmeted guineafowl)
Lineage: Eukaryota; Metazoa; Chordata; Aves; Galliformes; Numididae
Gene: C6H11orf91
Product: chromosome 6 C11orf91 homolog
Exons: 2
Coding region: 399-908 (169 amino acids)
Source: RefSeq, a predicted model, not a curated record